AUGGCCGACGUCGAAAAGAACAUUGUCGUCGCUGACUCCUCCAGCCUGCCAACCUCAGCACCCGAGAAACCUCAGCCUGACGAUGAAGAUAUCUAUAUCGAUCCAGAGAAGGAAAGAAAAUUACUCUGGAAGUGUGAUAUAUACCUUACGUCCCUUUUGACCCUCUCAUUUCUAUCUGCUUACCUUGACCGUUCUAACAUCGGCAAUGCUGCGGUCGCGGGCAUGUUGCCAGAUCUGGGGAUGACUAGUCAAGAUCUUGCAAAUGCCGUGCUCAUGUUUUAUGUAACUUACGUUCCAUUCGAACUGCCCGGAUCCCUGUUGGUGAAGAAGAUCCGACCCAGCAGACUCUUACCCACGUUCAUGCUUGGAUGGAGUUUGGCAUGCUUGGGAACUGGUUUUAUCAAAACUGUGCCACAAUUCUACGUAACGCGUCUGCUAAUCGGCAUAUUUGAGUCGGGAAUGUAUCCAGCGCUGGCUAUCACACUCACCACAUUUUAUACCCCUAAAGAGCAAGCUCGCAGAUUUGCGUACCUCCACGUAUCCGUAGGGCUGUCUGGAGGUUUUGGUGGUCUGUUCGCGUAUGCACUACUAAAGCUGGAUGGCGUUCGUGGCAUUGCUGGGUGGAGAUGGCUGUUCAUCGUCGAAGGUAUCAUCAGCGUCUGCAUUGCGUUCUUAUUGUGGCUAGGAAUGCCAGACAAUUACGAUAACGCGAAAUUUCUGAACGAAGAAGACAAGGCCCUCAUGCGCCUGCGAACGAUCAAGCACGAUCGAUAUAUGAGGCUGAACGAGACUUUUGAUAAGAAGGAAGUGUUUAAAGCCUUUAAGGAUAAGAAGCUCUGGCUCAGUGCCUUGAUCCAAUUUUUGGGUGAUGUACUAUCCUUCGGCAUCUCAACUUUCUUGCCAUCUUUGGUCAAGUCUUUUAAGUUUGACUCAGUCUUGACCCAGCUACUGACCGUCCCGAUAUACUUCUGGGCUGUGUUCUUCUAUAUCACCAUUUCAUUCUGGUCAGACAGAAUCCAGAAGCGAGCAAUCUUCAUGAUACCAGGUGGUCUUGCUGUGGCAGUUGGUCCCAGGCAUAUACGGCUCAACUAUGUAUGGAUGUUGAACAGCCACGCUGGCUACUUCAAACGAGCCACAGCUAUUGGUAUUAAUAUGACGGUGGGAAACUGUGCAGGACUUGUUAUUGGCCGAAUUUUCAAGAAUACUACCUCGGAGGGCCGGUAUUUGGAAGGAGAAGCUACUUCAUUGGGUUGCGGACUAGCCUGCUCCGUUCUUAUUACGGUGCUUUUCAUGUAUAAGAGAAAGCAAAAUAGCAUAAGGGAUGCUCUUAGUCUUGAGGAAAGGCAGAGGUGGAUCGACGAGGGUAGGGCCGGAGACGGUCAUCCAGAUUUCCGGUAUAUCUUGUGA
Neoarthrinium moseri is the source of this 1407-nucleotide messenger RNA. RefSeq lists its product as uncharacterized. Gene Ontology annotation, cellular component: membrane. The record is from RefSeq and is a predicted model, not a curated record. The transcript is spliced from 8 exons. Gene Ontology annotation, biological process: transmembrane transport. Gene Ontology annotation, molecular function: transmembrane transporter activity. NCBI's taxonomy places the organism in Eukaryota, Fungi, Ascomycota, Sordariomycetes, Amphisphaeriales, Apiosporaceae. The coding region runs from base 1 to 1407 and encodes 468 amino acids.